Thyridium curvatum is the source of this 1272-nucleotide messenger RNA. RefSeq lists its product as uncharacterized. The transcript is spliced from 2 exons. Gene Ontology annotation, molecular function: protein binding. Lineage: Eukaryota; Fungi; Ascomycota; Sordariomycetes; Thyridiales; Thyridiaceae. Bases 1 to 1272 code for a protein of 423 amino acids. The record is from RefSeq and is a predicted model, not a curated record.
AUGUUGGAGAAUCUCUGCACCUUGCCUCUGACCUCGGAGCUCUUCACCCAAGUCGUCCACCCUACCGAGCCUCUUCUUACCGUGGGCCUGUCCAGCGGCCACGUCGAGUGCUUCCGCAUCCCCUCGGACGGCAGCCCAGAGGGCGGCAGCGACGAGAAUGGCAGCAUCGUGGGCGGGCGCGGCCUGAUCAAGACCGUCUGGAGCACCCGCCGGCACAAGGGCAGCUGCCGCUGUCUCGCCUACAGCCAUGACGGCUCCACCCUAUAUUCCGCCGGCAAAGACUCCGUCGUCAAACAGUUCGACCCCGAGACCGGCGUCGUGGCCUCCAAGAUCAGCAUCCCCGGCUCCCGACCCGACUCGCCGCCCGACGCCCCCGCCAUCAUGCACGCCCUGUCCCCGCAGACCCUGCUCCUCGGCACCGACGACGGCUUCCUCUACCUGUUCGACCUGCGCCAGAACGGCGCCAUCGAGUCGACGCCCCUGCGCAAGCACAAGCCGCACGACGACUACGUCACCUCCCUGACGCCGCUGCCCCCCUCCGCCGAGAGCACCUCAGGCUUCCCCAAGCAGUGGGUCAGCACCGGCGCCGGCACGCUGGCCGUGACGGACCUGCGCCACGGCAUCAUGGCCCGCUCCGAGGACCAGGACGACGAGCUGCUCUGCUCGACGCUGAUCCCCUCGGGCCUGGGCCCCAGGAAGCUGCGCAGCAACGCCGUCGUCGCCGUCGGCACCGGCUCCGGCGUCCUCACGCUCUGGGACCGCGGCUCGUGGGACGACCAGCAGGAGCGCAUCUACGUGGCCGGCGGCAAAGGCAGGAGGGACGCCGAGAGCCUCGACGCCAUCGUGCGCGUGCCCGACGAGCUCGGCUGGGGCAAGAAGGUCGUCGUCGGCGUCGGCGACGGCAGCCUGAGCCUCGUCGACCUCAAGCGCCGCGAGGUGCAGCUCACGCUGCGGCACGACGACGUCGAGGGCGUCACCGCCGUGAGCUUCGACUGCCAGGGCCGCAUGAUCUCGGGCGGCGGCAGGACGGUCAAGGUCUGGCUCGACAGCGAGGACGCCGACAACGAGGACGCCGAGGAGGACUCGGACGAAGAGGCCGGCGGCGUCAAACGCUCCGCCGAGAGCGACGAAGAGGAUGGCAGCGACGGCGACGACCCGGACAGCGACGACUCGAGCUCGAGGCGGCAGAGCCAGCCCAAGAAGAAGAGGAAGAAGGGCAAGGGCGCACGGCAGCAGAAGAAGCCGGGCGUCACGUUUCCUGGGCUUGAUUAG